Ostreococcus lucimarinus CCE9901 is the source of this 1182-nucleotide messenger RNA. RefSeq lists its product with no specific name. Gene Ontology annotation, cellular component: membrane. Lineage: Eukaryota; Viridiplantae; Chlorophyta; Mamiellophyceae; Mamiellales; Bathycoccaceae. Bases 1 to 1182 code for a protein of 393 amino acids. The transcript is spliced from 2 exons. The record is from RefSeq and is a predicted model, not a curated record.
AUGCCAAAGUCGCCGCCCGCGCGCGCGACGCACGCGGCGAUGUUCGCGUGCGCGGUCGCGCUGAAGUGGGCGCUGCGCGAUUACGGCUCCGAGACGGCGCUCGAGCGGUUGAGCUGGAUCGGGGCGAACGGACGCGCGAGCGCGGCGUGGUUUAAGACGCAGGCGGUGUAUCGAGCGUCGUGCGCGACGUCGACGUUCUUCUUCGCGAUGAGCGCGGCGUUGAUCGGGACGAAAGAUCGUUCCGAUUUUCGCGAUAAGGCGUUGCAUCGAGGGAAUUGGAUGUUGAAGGUGCUGGCGUUCGUCGCGCUGCACGCGUUCUUCUUUCUGUGGGCGACGGAUGAGGGAAUGGAGGCGUACGCGGCGGCGGCGCGACUGGGAUCGGGGCUCUUCUUGGUGAUUCAGAUGAUCAUCGUCUUGGACUUUGCGUUCGCGUGGAACGAAUCCUGGGCGAGCGGUGAGCAUUGGGGUUGGGUCGCGGGGCUGUUGGUGUCGACGCUCGCGAUGUACGCGACGUCUGUGGCGUUGUUUGUGGAGAUGUACGAGUCGUACGCCCCGAAUCGAGAGUGUCAUCGAAACAUCGCGAUGAUUACUUGCACGGUGGUUUUGUGCGUCGUCUUGACGGUCAUCACGCUUCACCCGGCCGCGCGUGAGGGGUGCUUGUUACCGUCCGCGGCCGUGACGCUGUACUGCACGUACUUGUGCUACUCGGCUUUGACUUCGGAACCGUCGACGUACGCCUGUCGUCCGCGCUCUUUCAUCGACGCCAACGAGGAGUUGAAGAAACCGGCAAACUUAGUCACGACCGCGUUUACGCUCGUCUCGGUGGUGUACGCCGCCAUGCGCGCCGGGGAGAGCAACUUUUGGGACAUGGAAGUCGACGAGAGUUUUCAGAGCGAGCUUCGCGAGGCGCUCAACGACGGCGACGAAGAGGAAGCGAGCGAAGGCGACGCUUCCGGUCCAGUCAAGUACAACUAUAGCUUUUUCCAUUUGAUGUUUGCCCUAGCCGCGAUGUACACGUCAAUGUUACUCACGGGUUGGGGCACCAGACACGAGGACGACACCGAAGCGAUCGGCAGCGGCUGGGCGAGCGUGUGGGUGAAAUUCUUUAGCGUCUGGGCGACGGGCGCGAUUUACCUGUGGUGCCUCAUCGCCCCAGCGCUUUUCCCCGAUCGCGAGUUUUAA